AUGAGCGCAGAUAAUCAAGUCCACCGGGUGUCGCAGCUUUCUCUGGACCCUCGCACCCUACCUGAUCGAAGUAAUACCAGUCCCAUAUGGCAGGCGGCCAUUGACCGGUACUACGACGAACUCAGGAAGGGCGGGGUCAGGGCUCCUGCGAUUGAUCAAGACGUCUGGGGCAUUCAUAGCCCGGAUGACCUCCUUCAACAAAUUCACGACGUUGCCCCCGCAGAUUCUCAAGCGCUGGGGACAUGGAAAAGAUUCUUGCGUCGGCUCGAGCCAAUACUCUUUAGCCUGAACGAUUUCGCCGCCGUUCUGACGCUGGCUCUAGGGUUGAACGGUCAGGUUGCUGCUAUUAUAUGGGGUUCUAUCAGUCUUAUUAUGAAGGUAGAGAAUAACAGUUCAUCCGAAGCACCUUACUGA
Molecule: messenger RNA, 414 nt
Organism: Penicillium cataractarum
Lineage: Eukaryota; Fungi; Ascomycota; Eurotiomycetes; Eurotiales; Aspergillaceae
Exons: 1
Coding region: 1-414 (137 amino acids)
Source: RefSeq, a predicted model, not a curated record